AUGUUACGAAAUUUGCUUGUUUUACAAAUUCUAAUAGCUGUCUUCAUUGGCGUUACUGCGGAGGAUAGUAUUAUAGACGAGAUAACUGAAAAGCCUCCUAUGCAACCGGAAGUCAAUCCGACUGAAGGUCAGGUCAACCCGCUGGAAGAUGGCAUCCGAUCUUACGAGCUCCGAGCUGGUGCCGCAGAGAAAUCCGAGCAGCAGGGGAUACUGCCUGAAGAGGAGGUGGAAAAAAUGUACGAAGACGUAAUACCUCCUCUGGGCGCUAUCAUCGAACUGCUGAAAGAACCGACCAACGUUUACAAAUUCAUCGAAGCCAAAGGCAUAGAACGAGUCAUCCUUCCCCACUUGCACGUCUUCAAUACAGAUUUACGGAUGCAGUUACUAUCUUUGACCAUGUUACUGUUCAACACAGCUCCUACAACCACGACUGUCAUGGCCCCCGUAGGGCUUCUCGACAAGCUCCUAGAUAUAUUCGAAGAAGACGAUAAUCUAGCGAUAAAAGCCAGAGUCGUCGAUAUUUUAUACGUCUGGUUACCAGAUAACCCUAAGAUCCAGGCUCGAGUGAUGAAGCUUAAAGGCCUCGAACCGUUUUACGAUCAGGUCCACAAACUAGACGCAGGAGUGAUACACACGCUUCUGAAAUUGUUCAAUAAGAUAUUAAAAGAACAUUUGAAAGCGAGAAAUGAGUAUCAACAGAAAACCAAAAGCGACUUGGUGAAUUUGAAUAUGUAUAAGAAGAUUGGUUUGAUCGAAAGGGUGUCGAGUAAAAACGUGUGUCAUGGCUUACUGAACAUUUUUCAGGCAAUCUGGGCUUACAGCUAUAACAACAUGGAGUUCAUGAUGCCCGUUUUCGAGAUUUUGAAAAAUGUAGAGCCGUAUUGCUUGGGGUAUUAUAGAGGAAAGGCAAAGGCCUUAGAACUCUUUCAAGGGCUGUUACAGCAUAUGAAACAGAUUGGGGACGACACGAAGAAUAUCUACGAGAAUUUAGGCCUCAAUACUACGGAAUUGGCCGUCGUUUUAAACAGUUAUGUUGAUAAAUUGACGAUCAAAUUGAAAGAUGAGUUUUAG
Pectinophora gossypiella (pink bollworm) is the source of this 1071-nucleotide messenger RNA. RefSeq lists its product as uncharacterized. NCBI's taxonomy places the organism in Eukaryota, Metazoa, Arthropoda, Insecta, Lepidoptera, Gelechiidae. The coding region runs from base 1 to 1071 and encodes 356 amino acids. The transcript is spliced from 3 exons. The record is from RefSeq and is a predicted model, not a curated record.